Messenger RNA from Patiria miniata (bat star), 1792 nucleotides. RefSeq lists its product as uncharacterized. The transcript has 5 exons. The record is from RefSeq and is a predicted model, not a curated record. Lineage: Eukaryota; Metazoa; Echinodermata; Asteroidea; Valvatida; Asterinidae. Bases 129 to 494 code for a protein of 121 amino acids.
GGGAAAACUUUCAUUUCAAGUGCAGUAAAACGCGAGGAAAGUACGGAACCUCACCUUCUGUCGCUCACAGCCGGAAAACAGCUGACGGGAUAUCUUCUGAAAGAUCACUGACGUCAUCAAUCGCAGCCAUGAAGCCAACAGUAGCUCUAACGCUAGCAGUUCUGUGCACGUUCUACACCAUCGCCACAGCCGCCUCAUUAGCAAGAGCCGAAGCAGACCUUAUGUUCCCACUGACAGGAGACGAUUUAAGAGAAUUAGCAGACAAAGUCGACGCAUACAACGAAAUCCUACUCAUGUUUUCCGGUAGCAGUGAAUUCCAGUCAAUGCUAAAAAGAUCAACCCCUGGUUGUAAACUAUUCAGCGGCUGCGCACAACUGAAGGUCGGACAGGAUGCUCUAUCGCGCGUGCUCGCAGACAGCAAUUCCCGCUUCGGGAGUGGUGGGCCAGGAAAGAGAAGGCGAUCAGUGGACACACCAGCUGAGGACAAGGCGUAGAUGGGAUGCACCUCAAUAAUAGUCCAGGACGAUGCAUUAUAGGCUUGGACAUCCACAAGAUUGCUUCCACCGCAUGCACACACUACAAGCACGUCCGAAUGGCAAAGUUUUGACUCUCCCGCCAUGUUUGUUGUCAAGAGCACAGCGCCCUCUACAACUUGUUUGACUUCCAGCCAAUAGAGCACCAUAAUGACUGCCCGAAAAUUAGAAUGUGGUUGGGGUGUAAUCUGAUCUGGCGCUAGUUUAGUUGGCAACAAAUAUGGCGGUAUGCACUUGCGUUUUAGAGGCUAAUGACUGUAAGCUAUAACUAAAAAAAUCCCACAAAAAAUCCAUCUUGGUCAACCUGAUAAAGCACCAGCAUAUAAUUUGCUUCAAAACUAUGUUGAACAAAAACGAGACGGUUUAUGAUAAAUCAGUAAUUACAACACUAAAAAAAAAAAUGAUAAUAACUGUAUAUAAGUCUAAUCUGUUGAAAUUCAGAUCAUAUUAAAGAACAGAUAUAUAACAUUGAAGAAAAUUAUAACUUGGAGUAUUAAAAAUAUCUACUAACAUUCCUUUCUUCAGUAGAUGCUUACUACAAAAAAUAAACUGCCAAAAUCUUGAGCGUUAUGUUUAACACCACUAGAUACAUUUUACCGAUGUAGGCUACAUUUGCGGAUAAAUAUACAUGAGAUGGAAUUUUGCGGAUAUAUAUGGUUUUCUAAUUGACAGUGACGUGACUUGCAUUACACAGUAAUAAACAUGUAUUCAACCGCGCACGUAUACACACAGGAAAUAAUUUCCAAGUUUAAUUUUGUUAAAAAAUGCCCCUGUUAAUACAGCAUAAUUUAUUUCACAUAAAUUGACUCCGUAUUUGUUUUUGUGGACGAUCAUUAUUGCCUUCCAUUUGAAUGCAAUGGCCAAAUAAAAUGAUGAUUGGCGUUAUGAUCUCACCUUUGCCACCAAUGCCUGGGCAGUGCCAACCUCGGUUCAAAUUCGAACUUCUCCAUGUCUGGUUCCCAAGUCAAUUGCUCGAAAUCAACAAGUUUGCACGUUGGGGAGCCAUUCUGAUUUGUUGUUAUAAAGCUCGUCCCCAGUUAUUGCAAUUUGAAACCGAGGUUGGAUAACUGUAGGGUUUGAUCACAGUAUUCUGCACAUUCACUUUUCUUUAUACAUUCUGCAAAAUGGCGAUUCCGUGGAUUAAACUGUACACCAUUACUGGCAGUUUUAUGUAGGAAUAUAUUAUUCGCCUGCAGAAUACUAAAAUUGGAUUCAUUUCAAUAAAUUAUGGCAGCUACUGCUUCAAACUGUAAAGAUUG